AAAAACCCUCCGUCUUCUCCGCCUUUUACAAUCUAUUUUCUCUCUAUUACGCCCCCAUCAUCGUCGUCUCUCCAGAAUUCCCAUCCAUCGGUUUCCGUAAGUCAAGACGCACACCUUGCACUGAUUGCCCGCAGAGUCUACUGUCUCUCUCUAUUACUCGCCAAUCCGCCCCCAGUCCCAUCUCCGCAACAUGGCUGUCGCCCCGGAACUUCUUCGUAAAAGCAGCAGAGAGUCUCCUCAACGAACCCAAUCUCUCCCUCCUCCAGAGUUGCCCAGGCUGGUCGCUGAGCAACACCAUCCCAUUCCGUCCAGCGACAAGGACAGCCAGCGCCUCGUUGUCGUCCUCUGCAACGCCACCCUCGAGACAUACCGGGCUGCCCACUCUGCGAGCCGACAUGGCGGGCCUGUCCAGCCAGACAAGUUUACGCUGCUCAACAGCGACGACCAUAUCGGCGUGAUGAGGAAGAUGGGUCGGGACAUCAGCGAGGCGCGUCCCGACAUUACACAUCAGUGUCUGCUGACUCUGCUCGAUUCGCCCAUCAACAAGGCCGGGAAGCUCCAAAUCUACAUCCACACGAACAAGAACGUGCUGAUCGAGGUGAAUCCCACCGUGCGCAUCCCGCGUACGUUUAAGCGAUUUGCCGGCCUGAUGGUGCAGCUACUCCAUCGGCUCUCCAUUCGCUCGACGAACUCGCAGGAGAAGCUGAUCAGCGUGAUCAAGAAUCCCAUCACCGAUCACCUGCCGCCCAAUUGCCGGAAGGUGACGCUGAGUUUCGACUCGACGGUGGUGCGGUGCCGCGACUACAUCUCUGCGCUAGGGCCAAAGGAGAGUAUCUGCGUCUUCAUCGGCGCCAUGGCCAAGGGCAACGACGACUUUGCCGACGCGUUCAAGGACGACUCGAUUGCCAUCAGCAACUUCAAUCUCAGCGCCAGUGUAGCGUGCAGCAAGUUUUGCCACGCUGCAGAAGACGUCUGGGGCAUUAUAUAAGUCCGUUGGCACGUAGCCCAAUCGCCCCGCCCGUCCUUGCGCGCGCGCGCGCUGCACAAUCACAACCUAAAAUGUCCCGGACCGCUUGGAAUCUGGAUUUUCGUUUGUGUCAUAGUGUCAUCGUGUCAUCGUGUCAUCGUGUCAUCGUGUCA
Pseudovirgaria hyperparasitica is the source of this 1140-nucleotide messenger RNA. RefSeq names its product protein required for 18S rRNA maturation and 40S ribosome biogenesis. Lineage: Eukaryota; Fungi; Ascomycota; Dothideomycetes; Acrospermales; Acrospermaceae. The transcript has 3 exons. The record is from RefSeq and is a predicted model, not a curated record. Gene Ontology annotation, molecular function: rRNA binding; rRNA (pseudouridine) methyltransferase activity. Gene Ontology annotation, cellular component: small-subunit processome; nucleolus. Bases 191 to 988 code for a protein of 265 amino acids. Gene Ontology annotation, biological process: rRNA base methylation.